Molecule: messenger RNA, 1917 nt
Organism: Phragmites australis (common reed)
Lineage: Eukaryota; Viridiplantae; Streptophyta; Magnoliopsida; Poales; Poaceae
Product: serine carboxypeptidase 24-like
Exons: 9
Coding region: 248-1672 (474 amino acids)
Biological process (GO): brassinosteroid mediated signaling pathway; proteolysis
Cellular component (GO): vacuole
Molecular function (GO): serine-type carboxypeptidase activity
Source: RefSeq, a predicted model, not a curated record
GCUUACCUGCCCUCCGUCCGUCCCCUCCUCAUGCACUCUCCUCCUCCGCAGAGCAAGCUUAAAUGCCCCCGCGCGCCGUCUCGCCCGAUCCAAUGGCCCAUUAUUGCCACGACCACCACUCCACUUGCCAGUUGCCACUAGCAAGCUGAGCUCCAACCUCCAAGGAUAAAUACGCAGCUCGUGUGCUUCAGCUUCUUCCAUAGCUAGUUACACCAAUUCUCUGGUCGCUGUUCCUCGGUGCGUCUGAAUGGCGAUGCAGCGGCGGCGUGGGGGGGCGGUUGGCGUCGCGAGCGUUCUGGUCGUGAUCAACUGCAUGCUGGCUGGAGGUGCUGUUGCUGCGGGCACCGGCGCCGGCGUGGAGGAGUGCGAGGAGAGGGCGCGCAGCGACCGCGUCGAGUCGCUGCCGGGGCAGCCGCCGGUGGCGUUCGCGCAGUACUCCGGGUACGUGACGGUGAACGAGGAGCGCGGCCGCGCGCUCUUCUACUGGCUCACAGAGGCCGACGGCGACUCGGCCAGGAAGCCGCUGGUGCUCUGGCUCAACGGAGGUCCUGGAUGCUCUUCGGUGGCGUAUGGAGCAUCUGAAGAGAUUGGUCCGUUCCGGAUUAAACCGAAUGGGACAGGGCUCUUUCUGAACAAGUACUCAUGGAACAGAGAAGCAAACCUUCUCUUCCUGGAGUCACCUGCCGGUGUCGGCUUCUCCUACACGAACACAACCUCGGAACUCAAGACAUCAGGCGACGAGCGAACCGCUCAAGAUGCACUGCAGUUCUUGAUCAGUUGGAUGUCGCGAUUCCCGCAGUAUCGACAUAGAGAUUUUUACAUAGCUGGAGAAAGCUACGCUGGCCACUACGUUCCCCAGUUGGCAAGGAAAAUCGUUGAACACAACAAGGCUUCACCAUACCCCUACAUCAAUCUAAAAGGAAUCCUUGUAGGCAACGGCGUCACAGACAACUACUACGACAACAUCGGCACCGUCACCUACUGGUGGACGCACGCCAUUAUCUCCGACCGCACCUACAAGGCCAUCCUCAAGUCGUGCAACUUCACCAGCACCAACGUCUCGCGCAGCUGCAACCGCGCCAUGAACUACGCCAUGAACCAAGAGUUCGGGGACAUUGACCAGUACAGCAUCUACACCCCGUCCUGCGCCGCGGCCAGGUCCAACGCCACCGUGCUGAGGUUCAAGAACACCCUCAUCCGCCGGCGAUCCUUCGGCUACGACCCCUGCACGGAGACCUACGCCGAGAAGUACUACAACAGGCUGGACGUGCAGAAGGCAAUGCAUGCAAACACCACAGGGAUCCCCUACAGAUGGACUGCUUGCAGUGAUGUGCUCAUCAAGACAUGGCAAGAUUCUGAGUUCUCCAUGCUGCCAACAUACAAGAUGCUGAUGAAAGCUGGGCUUAGGAUAUGGGUGUUCAGCGGUGAUACGGAUUCGGUCGUCCCAGUCACCGCUACGAGGUUUGCCAUCAGCCAUCUCGGUCUUAAGAUCAAGACCCGCUGGUACCCAUGGUACUCAGCUGGACAGGUAGGAGGAUGGUCUGAGGUGUAUGAAGGGCUCACAUUCGCGUCGGUGAGAGGCGCAGGGCAUGAGGUGCCACUGUUUCAGCCCAGGAGGGCUUUCAGGAUGUUCCUGUCGUUCUUGGCAGGGGAGCCAUUGCCGAAAUCCUGAAUGUUUCUGACAUGAGCUGAUGAUGGGUAGCUGGUGUCUAGCUACAAGUCUGAAAAUUAUGUAAAAGAUGGAUGAGAAGAAGGUACUGGGGAGGGGAGUGCUUGCAACUAGAAAAUAACUAGUUGAUAGGCGUGUAGUAGAUAGGUGAGGAGUGAUUGAUUGGUGUUUGAAAAAGGAUGAGAAGAGAAUAAGUAUGGUUAUGCCAUGGAAACCAUGAGCAUUGCUACGAUGAACAAAUAAAUUCC